Molecule: messenger RNA, 1524 nt
Organism: Astyanax mexicanus (Mexican tetra)
Lineage: Eukaryota; Metazoa; Chordata; Actinopteri; Characiformes; Acestrorhamphidae
Gene: ctsla
Product: cathepsin La
Exons: 8
Coding region: 120-1133 (337 amino acids)
Biological process (GO): immune response
Cellular component (GO): lysosome
Molecular function (GO): cysteine-type endopeptidase activity
Source: RefSeq, a predicted model, not a curated record
ACCAAUCAGAGAAGGCCUGUCUGUAGCUGCUCAGACUGGCUUUAAAAACAGGCUGCUGUUUCCAGCCGAGUAUCCACCAUUCUCAACUCCAAGACUAUACACAGAGGAGUUCCAACACUAUGAAGAUGUAUCUAGCACUUUUCGCUGUGUGCCUCAGCACAGUAUUUGCUGCUCCAAGUCUGGACCGUGAUUUAGACGACCACUGGGAACAGUGGAAGAAGUGGCACAGUAAAAAAUACCACGAGAAGGAAGAGGGAUGGAGGAGAAUGGUGUGGGAAAAGAACUUGAAAAAGAUCGAGAUGCACAACCUUGAUCACUCUCUGGGAAUUCACACUUACCGCCUGGGAAUGAACCACUUUGGAGACAUGACCCAUGAGGAAUUCAGGCAGAUCAUGAACGGGUACAAGCACAAGAAGGAAAGGAAGGUCAGGGGUUCUGUGUUCAUGGAGCCCAACUUCCUGGAGGCCCCAGCCCAGGUGGACUGGAGAGAGAAGGGAUACGUCACCCCCGUAAAAGAUCAGGGCGAAUGUGGUUCUUGCUGGGCGUUCAGCACCACUGGAGCCAUGGAGGGUCAGCAGUUCAGAAAGACCGGAAAGUUGGUGUCCCUCAGUGAGCAGAACCUGGUUGACUGUUCCCGCCCUGAAGGUAAUGAGGGCUGCAAUGGAGGUCUCAUGGACCAAGCCUUCCAGUACAUCAAGGACCAAGGUGGUCUGGACACAGAGGACUCUUACCCUUACCUUGGAACUGAUGACCAGCCCUGCCACUACGAUCCCCAAAACAGCGCAGCCAAUGACACUGGCUUCGUUGACAUCACCAGUGGAAAGGAACAUGCCCUGAUGAAAGCAGUGGCUUCAGUUGGUCCAGUGUCUGUGGCCAUUGAUGCUGGACAUGAGUCCUUCCAGUUCUACCAGUCAGGUAUCUACUAUGAGAAGGACUGCAGCAGUGAGGAGCUGGACCAUGGUGUUCUGGUGGUUGGUUAUGGGUUCCAGGGUGAAGAUGUCGAUGGCAAGAAGUACUGGAUCGUCAAGAACAGCUGGAGCGAGAACUGGGGUGACAAGGGAUACAUCUACAUGGCCAAGGACAGACACAAUCACUGUGGUAUUGCUACAGCAGCUAGCUACCCACUAGUCUAACAAGAGAGUGACUCCGUUACACGACAGUUUCUUCAAAACAACAUGGUGUUAUAGUUCACUACUAUGAGGCUCUCUUCUGCACUGUUGCUCUGUGAAGUGCACCAGUGCAGUGAAGAGCUAGUCAACAGAGCUACAGGAAAUGUAAUCCAGCCUGAAUGAGGCUUUGGUAUGAAUGGAUUGCCUAUAUGCCUGUACUGUUGGUUUUUAUGUGAAAAACACUGUCAUAGGGAAUUUAUGCAAUUGUUUUUAGUGAGUAGAGAAUUUUGUUGAUUUUUUAUUUUUCUGCCUAAUGUAUAUAAUGUUCAUUUUAAAGAGGUGUUACUUGCCAAAAUGUUAAUGUUUUUUUUUUUUCUACUUUCACAACUGAUUAAACCUGUGGAAAAGAAACAAA